Engraulis encrasicolus (European anchovy) is the source of this 1783-nucleotide messenger RNA. RefSeq names its product mitogen-activated protein kinase 13 (gene mapk13). The coding region runs from base 499 to 1590 and encodes 363 amino acids. NCBI's taxonomy places the organism in Eukaryota, Metazoa, Chordata, Actinopteri, Clupeiformes, Engraulidae. Gene Ontology annotation, cellular component: cytoplasm; nucleus. The transcript is spliced from 12 exons. The record is from RefSeq and is a predicted model, not a curated record. Gene Ontology annotation, biological process: protein phosphorylation; intracellular signal transduction. Gene Ontology annotation, molecular function: MAP kinase activity; ATP binding.
UGUCAUGUGGUGCGCCAUAGUCUUGGUGGUAUCACCAGGUGGGCGACAGGUACAAGCACGCAACGGAAUGGGGCUACAUUCGAUGUGAGCAUUUCUAAAGCCGUUUGGACGGCAGAAUAGAAAGAAAUAUCUGUGAGUGGGUGUGUGGGUGAAUCAUCGUUGCCUACGCACCAAAAGGCUGCCCGGGGAUGUGGUGCAGCCUACUAAACCAAGAUUUGGCGAGUGCAUAAAAUAACUGCCAGAUUUUGUUUAAAGAAUGAUCUUAAGUGUUCCUGUUGGAGCAACAAUAGAAAAAUUCAACUAAACGUGUGCGUAAUAGCCUUCAAGUGAGACUUCCAGUUGUGACCUUUCGAAGCAUCCAAACUGAAACGAACGCGGAGCUGUCGCGUGGGAGGUGUUUUACAUGCGUGUCAUUCAUUUCGAACGAUUUCUUCACUUGAACAGUAGGGUUCUCUUUUCCCUAGACGGCUCAUAUGCCGUCCUUUCCCUCUUUAACUAAUGGAGUCCCUAUCAAAUCACUUCGUCAGUGAAGAAAUCAACAGCACGGUAUGGGAAGUUCCGAACAAAUACAAAUCCCUGAAGCAGAUCGGAACAGGAGCGUACGGUUCCGUCUGCUCUGUUUGUAACGAAAAGACCAAAGAGAAGGUGGCCAUCAAGAAGCUCCACCGUCCUUUCCAGUCAGAGAUAUUCGCCAAACGGGCGUACAGGGAACUGAGACUUCUAAAACACAUGAAGCAUGAGAAUGUGAUAGGACUACUGGAUGUGUUCACACCUGCCACCUGUCUGGAGGACUUUCAAGACUUCUAUCUGGUGAUGCCGUACAUGUUUACAGACCUGUCUAAAGUGCGGGGACUUCUGUCAGAGGACCGAAUCCAGUUCCUGGUGUAUCAGAUGCUCUGUGGACUUAAGUACAUUCACAGCGCAGGCAUCAUUCAUAGGGAUCUUAAGCCAGGCAAUUUGGCUGUGAAUCAAGACUGUGAACUCAAGAUACUGGAUUUCGGCUUGGCUCGCCAUGCAGAGCCGGAAAUGACGGGCUAUGUUGUGACACGCUGGUACCGCGCCCCUGAGGUCAUACUAAACUGGAUGCACUACACCCAGACAGUGGAUAUCUGGUCUGUCGGUUGCAUAAUGGGAGAGAUGAUCAACGGGAAGACGCUCUUCAAAGGAAAAGACUACAUGGAUCAGUUGACCCAGAUUAUGAAAGUGACGGGAGUACCUGGACCAGAUUUCAUUCAUAAACUGGACAGCCAGGAGGCAAAAACAUACGUGGCAUCUCUUCCCCAUUUCCCUCGGAAAGACUUCUCUGCAUUAUUUCCAAGGGCCAGUUCAAAUGCUGUUGAUCUGCUGGAAAAGAUGCUUGUGCUGGAUGCGGACGCCCGUGUCAGUGCCGAUGAGGCCCUAAAGCACCCGUAUUUCGAUGGACUGCGGGAUCCAGAGGACUGCCCUGAACCGCUGCCAUAUGAUGAUAGCCAUGACAAUGCAACACUGCCCCUAGAGGAGUGGCGACGUUUGUCUUUCAAGGAAGUGAAGAGCUUUGUGCCUUUCCCAAGAAGGGACUCCAAGAGGCGGAAUACACUGACCAUGUCAUAAUGAAUUGAGACACAUGUACACUACAUGGUAAUCUGUACAAAUGCUGUGCUUAAAUGUUUGACAGGGAGAUAAUGGGCCCAAUGACAUUCUGAGAUACAGGGUCGUCUGAGAUAGAAUAUAUCACAUGUUUUUGUUUUUAUGUCGGGAAGCAGGUUGUUUUUUGUAAUAAACAUAGUAAAUGUAUUGUAUGUCA